AUGGACAGACCAGUCUCUUUCAACACUCCGAGGGGUCUCCCCGAGCUUCCUGCUGAAGUGCUGUAUUGCAUUGCCGAUGAGCUCAACUACACCUGGGAUAUCAGCACGCUUUGUCUGGUGAAUCGACGCCUGUACAAUGUCCUUAAUCGUUACUUAUAUUUGUUCGACAAGCAGUACACACCGCAUUCAGUACUCCAAUGGGCCGUGAAAAAUGGCCGCCGGCCACUCGUCGAGAUGCUGCUCGACGAUUUUGUGCGCGAUGCGCCUGAGGGUAUGGCAGAAUGGUCCGCAGAAAUGCAGUCCGCCUCUAAGCAGGGCCAUGUACACAUCGCCGAGUUUCUGAUAGAGUUUGGAAGGAAUACCUUUUUAUCCUCCUUCCCGCAAAUGCUGCAGUCGGAGCUCCGGCCUUCGAUUGAUCAUGGCAACGAACUUAUAGUCCGACUAUUACUCCAGAAUCGGGCAUUGCCUGUGGAUCUGCAGACACCGGGUGCCGCGCACUGUCAAGAUUUCAAAAGCCUGUCUGUAGUAAAGACACUGAUUGAACUCACUCCGCCCUCUUCGACGGAGUUGGCAGUGAUAUUCCUCAACGCCCUUGCGUGCCCCGUGAGCUCGACCCCCGAGAUUGUCGAUUUAUGUUUCGACAGGGGAGCUGACCUGGCCACCAAAACCCAGGAUGGAAAGGGUCUCCUCCAUAUCGCCGUUCUUGGCCGCAACCCUGAAACAGUACGGCGUCUGCUCCAGCGCGGCGUGGGUCUCGGACUACCAGGUGGCACUCGUAUGGAUCCACUAAUGCUAGCACUUCGCAUCGAGAAACUGGAUAUCGCUAGAAUAUUGCUAGAACAGUUAAAUGCGGACGAGAUCCUUGCCGACGGCAGAGAGGUACAGCCAUUCCUCAUCAUUGCUGCAGCCUGCGGGUCAGACUCUAUUGUGCAGCAGCUUCUCCAGAGCAGCCUUGCACCGGAUAUUUUUACGCCGCGCUCUUACCCCCAAACCCCCGGAAACAGAGCACUUGUGUCGGCUGCCAGCUUUGGGCAGGUCCCCAUCGCCAGGUUGCUCCUGGAGCAAGGCGCCAAACCGCACGCAAUGACCCUGCUCUGUGCGCUAGAAGACGGAAGCGUACCGAUGGUCAAAAUGUUACUCGAGGCAGGGGCCGAUCCGAAUUACACGAGUCCACACACGCUUCGGUCCGCAUGGCGUGUUUCCGCAAAGGACGAGGCUUUGUUUAGCCUUAUGCUCGCGCAUGGUGCUGGAGAGCCUCCCGCGCAGUGGCCUGAACGGAUAUGGGAAGACGCCAUGAAAGGAGGCGUAGCCCAAACCCAGAUGCUGCUGGAGCGAAGAGAACCACCAGAACGGGAUAGCUAUUUCUUCCUUUCCAACGCAGUGGAUGCGGGUGUUCCCAUGCUCGAGCUUCUAUACGGCGACGAAUCUAGACUCAGCAGAGAAGAUAUACGCGGUCUCGAUAACCAGCCAUCACUACCCCUGCAGGCUAUCCGUAACGGAGAUCUCGCAGCGUUUAGCUGGCUGGUGAGGAAAGGAUUCAGCAAGAUACUAUCAGAGCACGCGUUGUGCGAACUCUUGUGUGCGCUGUUUGUGUUCUUGGACAUGGACGACGCCGUGCAGGGACUCGACUUGCUAUUGGAGUAUGGUGCGGAUAUAAACGCUGAAGGAAUGACCGGCCAUCGUGCAAUCUGGGUCGCCACGGCCUACCGCCUGUCUAAAUCGGCUUUGAAGGUAUUGCUGAAGCGCGGUGCUGAUCCAAGUCUAUGGCCUGACGAGACUCCUGAGCACGUUGCUGAGCUGCUGUCGUCUGGCGCUUCGCUGCCGGCUAGCCGAACUGUUGGGUUUCUUCUGAAGAAGAUGCUGCCCGUCUGGAAUUGGGACGAUAUGAGGGAGCUGUUGUCAAGACUGAAAUCUCAGGCAGAUGACAGCGAGGACUGGCGGCAGGUGAGAAUCCUCGAACGGUUUGAAUAUAAACAUGGGGUUGGCUUUUAG
Messenger RNA from Aspergillus puulaauensis, 1992 nucleotides. RefSeq lists its product as uncharacterized. The transcript has a single exon. The coding region runs from base 1 to 1992 and encodes 663 amino acids. The record is from RefSeq and is a predicted model, not a curated record. Gene Ontology annotation, cellular component: nucleus; cytoplasm. Gene Ontology annotation, molecular function: protein binding. Lineage: Eukaryota; Fungi; Ascomycota; Eurotiomycetes; Eurotiales; Aspergillaceae.